AUGGCCCAGGUCAAUGGAUUUGCAAAAGCAGGGGGGAUAGAAGAUGAAGUUGACUAUUCGUACCGCAUCCAAGCCAUAUCAGGGGAGCUGAGCGGCCUCCCGUCACCACCGGCUAGGUACCAGAGAGGACAGCCGUUCUGCGGCAACGGAAGAACAGAGAGGUUUCCGGAUAGUAGCGAGGAAUGCGAUGAUGGUAACCAUAUCGAUGGUGAUGGUUGCGACAAACUGUGCCAUCUGGAAAGGAAUUUCAUUUGUGAAGGGGAACCAAGCCGGUGUCGUCGCUACCUUGGAGACGGCGUGUGCGAGGAGUUUGAGCGGACGACCAGCGAGUUAGAUUGUGGGUUCUAUACCCCACCCGGUUACACAGACCAGUGGGCUACUAGCGCCAAGGCUAACCCGAUCUACCAGACUCCAGAUUGCCCCGUGGCACCACUACUCGGGCAACCAAGACACGGCCGGGAGUGCAUCCAACAGCUGACGUCAGAUGAUGCGUGGUAUCCGUGCGGAGAAGGGCGCGAAAAUUCAACAGAUUAUUGGCUGAAGCUCGGAUUCCAGAGUCCAGUUAUUGCAACAUCCGUCAUAGUCCACAUCGCAGGAGUCAGCUCUUUCGAUUUUGACCAAUCACAUCCUCGGAUAUCCGUUGAACUUCUCGAUCCGACAGGAUUAUCUCGCAUUCAACGAACCGACUAUGUCCCGGUCACUUGUGAUCCGAACCAGAUUUCCUUCGACAUCAGCCAUGACCUGAGCAAACCGUUUGCAUACACACAAUUCAUUAAGAUAUGGUUAUCCACACCGCAAAUCGCUAUUUCAGGUAUCCGGCUUCGAUCGUUCGAUUAUUUGAAUCCUAUAGCGCUAUCAACUUGUCAGGGAAACCAGGUUUUCAAUCCGAAAUUGGGACAGUGCAUGAACUAUCAAUGCGACAGACCGGUUGCGGAGAAACCGAGUAUUCGGAACGCAAAUGUGACUUGUAUUGGACUCCUGGAUGGCGACACCUGUAAGGUGCAGUGCAUGUCGGGAUACAGACCGACUAAACCGAUUGAGCUCCAGAAUAUUGCCGGAAGUUGGGAGGGACCUCCGAUUAUGUGUAAGGCGGUGGAUUGCGGGAUGCCUCAGCUCGACUCUAGUCUGGCUACGGCCGCCUGCCCGACUGGGACGCGGUAUGGUAGCGAGUGCACCUUUAAAUGCAUCCCACCCGCAAAGUUGCAAGGCACGGAUAACACCCUACGAUGUGAGGAAGACGGCUUAUUCUCACUUGCCCAGUCGUUUUGUCAGGUAUUGUGCGAUGCCCCACCCACCCCACCCCAUGCCAUGCUACAGAGCCAAGACUGCAGAAGCGAUGGCCACAAUGUCGGCAGCACCUGUAAAUUCAGGUGCAAGGCUGGAUUCACGUCUGUUUAUAAGAAGGGCCGACCAUCGCGGGUUGCUCGCUACCAGUGCAGCGAGAACGCGACGUGGAUUGGGCACGGAUGUGAACAGGUGACCUGCCCGCCACUUAGCUUGCUCCAUUACGGACUCUUCAACUGCACCAACGAUUUCAACUACAAGAGCCAAUGUACACUGUACUGCCCCGGUGAAAAUGUGGUUCCGAGCACCAUUACCUGCACCAAAGACGGUGAGUGGGACCAAGAGUUCACCCCUUGUGAUCCAUCAAUCACCUGCCCUGAACCACUACCACCCUCUGAUGUCAUCGUUGACUGCCCACAAGGGCACGGCGCAGGGGCUAUCUGCAAGGCCAAGUGCCGAUUGGGUCGUACAUACCAGAUUGCCUUGGAGGGCGCUAACUACAGAGAGCGGGGGCUGCUGGGAAGGCAUGAGGUCAUCCUGUGCACGGCCGGUGGUGUCUGGUACCCCAACCUCGACCAGAUAGUAUGUCAUGAAAAAUGCUUGGAGUAUUUCAUCGGUGACGACGAAUGUGAGUGGAGAAACAACAGGGCCUACUGCCUUUGGGAUAGUGGGGCUUGUUGCCCCUCUACAGCCCCGACGGGCGAAGUCAUCACCUUCCCCGAAAACUGUGGCGAGGGGUGUGAGUGCCACGACCCAGACGCCAUCGAGAACAUCCGCCAGAGGAGCGGUUGGGUGCGACAGCUGAACCGACCACCCCCCUAGAACAUCAUUCUACAGCCUACGACACUCGUAGAAAAUCACAUUUGUACUCCCUGUUUUUUAACCUUAAAGGUAAUACUAAGUUUUGGGAGAUUUUGAAAAUUGGCUGUAUAGUGAUUCUUUACAAUUUUGAUAUAUUUGGAUGC
Molecule: messenger RNA, 2249 nt
Organism: Strongylocentrotus purpuratus (purple sea urchin)
Lineage: Eukaryota; Metazoa; Echinodermata; Echinoidea; Camarodonta; Strongylocentrotidae
Product: pappalysin-1
Exons: 12
Coding region: 1-2106 (701 amino acids)
Source: RefSeq, a predicted model, not a curated record